Molecule: messenger RNA, 1276 nt
Organism: Stegostoma tigrinum
Lineage: Eukaryota; Metazoa; Chordata; Chondrichthyes; Orectolobiformes; Stegostomatidae
Exons: 2
Coding region: 88-1047 (319 amino acids)
Source: RefSeq, a predicted model, not a curated record
GCAUGAUCUGACCCUUGAUGGCAGGGAUUUGAGAUUUUGUGCUGUCCAUUCCUAACUUGAGUAUCCAUUUGAUCUCCUGGGUGGUAGAUGAGCUCCAAAUCUCUGUUUGUUGAUGGAGUUUCGGUUGGAAUGACAUGCUUCCAGGAAUUCUUGUGCGUGUCUCUGUUUGUCUUGUCCAAGAUGGAUGGAUGUGUUGUCCCAAAGUGGUGGCCUUUCUCAUCUGUAUGCAAGGAUACUAGUGAUCGUGGGUCAUGUCUUUUGGUGGAUAUUUACCAACAGGCGGCGACAGACCUGACCCCACAACUGGAGAACCGAAUCACAGCCUCACUCAUAAAACUUCAAAAAUCUGGAGAAUUAAACAAGAGACUCUUCCAAAAAAUGAAACCAGAUGGAUCCAACACACCACGCUUCUACGGACUACCCAAAAUUCACAAACCAGGAGCUCCCCUCAGACCCAUAGUCUCACUACCUGGAACACCAACAUACAGACUAGCCAAGGAACUACACCAAAGACUAAAACACCGAGUAGAAGACUCACGCCACUCCAUUCACUCCAGCCAAGAAUUCUUGAACACCAUCAAAAGCACCAAGAUAGAAGAGGAUGAAAUAAUGGUCUCCUUUGACGUAACAGCCCUGUUCACAUCCAUCAACAUCAAUCUGGCCAAAGAAACACUGACUACACUAGUCGAAGAACCAAAGACACAUACACCAGACACCACCAACCUCAUCAGCAAGGACAAAAUCAUCAAGCUCGUGGACCUAUGCCUCACCACCCACUUCACUUUCAAUAACAAAACCUACAGACAAACUAACGGUACACCCAUGGGAUCUCCGACAUCAGGGUUCUUAGCAGAGGGAGUAGUGCAGAGACUCGAACAAACAGCUCUGCCAAUCAUCCAACCCAAACUUUGGGUCUGCUACGUGGAUGACACCUUUGUCAUCACUAAACGAAACAAAUUAGAGGAAACAUUCAAGACCAUCAAUAAUAUCCUUCCUGAUGUAAAAUUCACAAAAGAGGAGGAACACAACAACAAACUGCAUUCCUAGGUACCACAGUAGAGCGACCAGUUAAUGGGGAACUUCAAACCAGCGUCUACAGGAAAACAACACAGACAGACCAAAUACUGAACUGCCUUGUCAGUGUGUAAAUGUACUUAUCGAAGUACACCUGUCAGUUCCUGCUGGGUGAAUGUGUGGGUGCUGUUCCCAACAUGUACCUGUGAGAUUCUGCUCUGUAAAUAGGAGAGUCUAGUUAACAGACUAUACUUGUCAGUUU